Brachypodium distachyon (stiff brome) is the source of this 788-nucleotide messenger RNA. RefSeq names its product 30S ribosomal protein S6. Bases 118 to 558 code for a protein of 146 amino acids. NCBI's taxonomy places the organism in Eukaryota, Viridiplantae, Streptophyta, Magnoliopsida, Poales, Poaceae. The record is from RefSeq and is a predicted model, not a curated record. Gene Ontology annotation, cellular component: ribosome. Gene Ontology annotation, molecular function: structural constituent of ribosome; small ribosomal subunit rRNA binding. Gene Ontology annotation, biological process: translation. The transcript is spliced from 2 exons.
CCCCCCCCCCCCCCGAGUCCGGGUCUCCGAGAUCGUGGAACACCAGCGGCGGCGCGGCGGCGGCGUGGUGGGAGAAGAGCCAGCGAGCGCGAGGCAGAGGAGUUUCGGCCGGGAGAGAUGCCUCUGUACGACUGCAUGCUGCUGGUGAAGCCGAUGGUGACGAAGGAGGCCGUGGCGGAGCUCGUGACGCGGGUGGCUGGGCGCGCCUACCAGCGCAACGGCGUCGUCACCGAGCUCAAGUCCUUCGGCAAAGUGCACCUCGGGUACGGCAUCAAGAAGCUCGACGGCCGCCACUUCCAGGGUCAACUUAUGCAAAUGACCAUGAUGGUUCCACCUUCCUUCACUAAAGAACUCCAAUAUCUAAACAAGGAGGACCGGCUGCUCCGCUGGCUGGUGGUGAAGCAUAGAGAUGCAGUUUACGGUCUGGAGUUCAUCAAUGAGGAUGAACAGGGCAGCGAGAUGGACAAUUACCGCUAUCGUACCAGGAGUAAGGAUGAUGAUGUUGAUGAAUAUGAUGACGACGACGAUGAUUACGAGUAUGAGGUCGAGGAGGAGUAGAUUUGUGUGCCAAGAUGUCUGCACUUUCAGUACUGUAAGGUGUGUUCUCCUGCAAACAAAUUGUUGUUGAUUAUAAAGUAGGGAUUGAAGUAGAACCUAUGAACUUCACUGUUUGUCAAAAGAUCCUGGAGUACCUGAAAUCUGAUGUUGCAUGUUGUUCGCUUGUUUGACAUUUAAGCUGCCAAUAAGCAGCAAAUGAUCUAAUUGGCACAUCAUCGCUAUGUUUAUCA